AUGGAUAUCUCGCAGAUUCAGGCCUUCGCACAGGGCAUAAAGGAUCGCCGACAUCUACAGCCAUCUAGACCUCCACCACAGCAGUUCCAGGGUAGUAGAUUUGAUCAUCAGGAACAGUCAGACUCAGGUGAGGGUUCACGAGCAUCAGGCUUGCAGCAGCAGAGGGGUUCAAGCCAGGCUAGGACAUCCCCGCCGCGUUGCAUUACUUGCGGUAAAAUGCAUUUCGGGAGGUGCAGACAGGGUUCCACAAGUUGUUAUUCUUGUGGACAGGAGGGGCAUGGGUGGAGAAACUGCCCUACCAUAGGUCAGAGUGGUACAGGUCAGUCGACCAUGUCAGUAGUAGGUUCCUCCUCAUCAGCACAGUCUACAGGGUGUGGACCCCAUACAUCAGCACGUAGGGGUAGAGGCGGAGGAAGAGAGGGAGCAUCUAGUUCUGGUAGUGGACAGAACCAUCCUGGAUCUACUUUGUCUUAUUGCGGGGAGGAGAGUCUAUCGAGGUUGCACGGUAAAAAUUAUCAACCGUCAGACCUCUGUAGACCUGGUAGAAUUAGAGAUGGUUGA
Solanum stenotomum is the source of this 561-nucleotide messenger RNA. RefSeq lists its product as uncharacterized. The record is from RefSeq and is a predicted model, not a curated record. Bases 1 to 561 code for a protein of 186 amino acids. Lineage: Eukaryota; Viridiplantae; Streptophyta; Magnoliopsida; Solanales; Solanaceae. The transcript is spliced from 4 exons. Gene Ontology annotation, molecular function: nucleic acid binding; zinc ion binding.